AACAACAAUUAACGGUGAAACCACACCCAGCAAAUAGCAUAGCAGUGAGUCGCAGCAUCACAAAGCCAAUCCCGCGAGUGUUGUUGUAUAUUACCGCGCCCGAAAGUGUUCCCAAUGGUUGGCUGGAUGCGCACAGAACCAUGGCACCUUUGUUUAACCCAUUUUUACGGAUCGUACUGAUCGGUACCGUGCUGCAGCUGGUAGCUGGCCAGCAGGGAAGCGGUUUGCUGCGCAGCGGAAACAAUCCCUUCUACGACGAACCUGACGAUUACCUGCUGCAACAGCAGCGCACGCCCAACAACGUUGACGAUAUCUUUCUGCGGACGGGCGAUCUGCGCAGUGCGGAGGAUUACUUCUGCCCGGAGCACUGGACCGCAUUCCGUGGCACCUGUCUGCGGGUGCACAAGUCACCGCGCAAGAGCUGGUACGCAGCGCAAAAGAUCUGCCAGGCGUACCAGGGCGAGCUGCUGAGCGUCGAUACGAUCGAGAAGCAUUCGUUCGUGGUGAAGCUGCUCGAUCGGGACGUGAGCAAGCUGAAUCGGUAUUACGUAUCGGCGCGCCAAGUUUCACCAGGCAACUGGGUGAACGCGGACAAAAGCCAACUGAUCGCGAUCGAGGAUGCGAUCAACUACGAGCUGCUUACCUCAGACACGAACGAAGAGUUUCAGUCGUACUUCGAGGGUGCGAACGUGCGGAACACGAUUGAGCAGGAAGAUUCGGACGAUCCGAGACGGUUCUAUCAGUCGGAUCGAUACCGCAACCGUAACUAUCUCGUGCUCGGCUUUAACAUGCACAAGGAGAAAUGGCAGUUCUAUCCGGUGACGGGCGAGGAGCAGUACCUGUUCAUCUGCGAGUCCCGCACACUGUACAGUGCGGACAAUCUGAACACGAUGCUUGAAGAUCGGCGCCAGUUUGACUAUGGGCUGGAACAAACCGAUGUGGAACGUAUUCCACGCGGACCGUACUUUAUUCGGCAGCCGGUUGACACGACGUACGAUACGGGCAAGGCAAGCAUUACACGUGACGUCACACUAAGCUGUCUGGCGGGAGGGUAUCCUACGCCCCGCUACAGCUGGUACAAGGAGGAGUACGUAAAGGACAAUCUCACCGUCAUUCAAAUCGAUCCACUACGAAACGCACGACACACCGUUAGCGGUGGUAAUCUCAUCAUACACCGACCGUCCCAAAAUUUGGAUCAGGGCACGUAUCACUGUACCGCCCAGAACAGCUACGGCAAGGUGAUCUCCGAAAGUGUACAGCUUAACUUUGGCUACAUACUCGAGUUCAAUCUACAGCGCGCGCCAGAAAAGGGUGAGGAAAAUUGGGGCAAAGCGUUAGUUUGCGAAGAACCGCAGCAUUAUCCGGACGUAAAGUUUUACUGGUCGCGCAAUUACUUCCCGAACUUUGUCUACGAAGAUCAGCGCGUCUUUGUCAGCCACGAUGGUUCGCUGUACUUCAGCUCGCUCGAGGUGAUGGAUCGGGCGAAUUAUUCCUGCACGGUAAUGAGCACGGUUAGCGAUACGGGCCGAAAUGGGCCAUUUUUCGAACUGUCUGUAUCGCCCUCCCCGCACUAUCAGGAUCUUAUCUUUGCCAACUCGUUCCCGAAAGCGUUCCCGAAGGUACCGCUCGCUGGGAAGGAUGUGCGGCUAGAAUGUAUGACGUACGGGUAUCCGGUCGCAUCGUACAACUGGACGCGCCGGAACGGUAAUCUACCCCGGAUGUCACGGUUGGAGAAUUACAAUCGUGUACUGCUCAUACAGAACGCCACCGUGAACGAUAAUGGCGAGUAUCUGUGUAAUGCACGGAACGGGAAGAAAUCAAUCACACAGAGCAUCUUUCUGAACGUGCAGAUGGAACCGAAUUUUACGAUACCGUUGCGUGACCGUACCAAAGACUUCCAAAGUACGGUAUCGUUCCUGUGCGAGGCGUACGCAAUGCCGGACGUUAACUAUACCUGGUACAAAAAUGGCGAACUGAUGGAGGAAGAUGGUGGUGGUGGACGGCUCAAUCGGGACAAGUACACGGUGCAGGACAAUCUGCUGAAGAUCAACUAUCUCGACCCGGAGGAGGAUAAUGGCAUGUACCAGUGUAAGGCGACUAACCAGCUGAAAGGCGUCUACUCGGCGGCACAGCUGCGCGUACUCAGCAUGAAACCAUCGUUCAAGAAGCAUCCGCUCGAGUCGGAAAUUUACAGCAUUGCGAACGGUAAUACGACCAUCCGUUGUGAGCCGGAAGCUGCCCCUACACCGAAGAUUGUGUGGAAGAAGGAUGGUAAUGUGAUCGGUAGUGGUGGGCACCGGAAAAUAUAUCCGACCGGUACGCUACACAUCGCGCCGACGUCCCGUGACGAUGAGGGUACGUACACCUGUAUCGCAUCGAACACGCAGGGUAUGGCGGAAUCGAAGGCACGGUUGAUAGUGCUGCAGGAGUUACGCUUUAUCGAGCAGCUGCCACCGAAACAGAUCAAACAGAUCGGUGAGAUGCUGUUUAUGCGAUGUGACGUCACGUACGAUCAGUUGCUAGACGUUGCGUUCGUCUGGACACAUAACGGCCAGGUGCUGACCGGGUACGACGAUGAGGAUGAGCAGCGACGCCAUCAGCAACCGAUUGGACCGGCACCGGACGGUGCACGCAUUCGCAUCCACUACAACACGCUCGAGGUGCACAAUCUCACCCUGGUGGAUGGUGGCGAGUACGAAUGUGUUGCAAAAUCUUCCGUCAACCGUAUCGUAUCGAGAGCGACCGUACUCAUACAGGGACCGCCCGGUGCACCGGGUGCGGUGAAGGUGAUUGACAUUAAGAAAACGGAAGCCCUGCUCGAAUGGACGAACGGUAAUGAUAAUGGGCGGCCGAUCCUUUACUACAACAUACUGGGCCGUACAAAUUGGAACCGAACGUGGGCGAACGUGUCGAUGCACGUGAUAGCACAGGAAGCGGAUCGAUACAAUGGCCGCCGGCAGGCAACCGUCACCAAUCUGACACCCUGGUGCGAGUACGAGUUUGCGGUCGUUGCCGUUAACGAUCUUGGUCUCGGUACGCCCAGCCUACCCUCACCGAAGCAUAGCACAAACAAGGACCGGCCGUACAUUGCGCCCCGCAAUGUGGGUGGUGGAGGUGGUAAGAUCGGUGAUCUUACCAUCACCUGGGAUCCGCUGCAGCCGAAUGAGCAGAACAGCAUCAACGUGCACUACCGUGUGUUCUAUCGUCUGCACGGACAGCGCGAAUGGGCCAGCGAAGAACUGCAACGGCAGGGCAACACCGGGAAGGCGGUCAUACACGUGCCGACCGACAAGUACUUCACACGGUACGAGGUAAAGGUACAGGCGGUGAACGAUCUCGGUGCCGGACCGAUAAGCGAACCGGUGGAAAUCUUCUCCGCGGAGGAUAUGCCACAGGUGGCACCGCAGCAAACGAUCGCACGCAGCUUCAACUCGACCGCACUGAACGUUACGUGGGUACCGGUUUCGCAAACGCGCGAAACCAUCCGUGGCAAGCUGAUUGGACAUCGGCUCAAAUACUGGAAGAAGGAACACAACGAAGAAGAUUCGGUUUACUAUCUGUCACGCACCACCCGACCAUGGGCGCUCAUUGUCGGUCUCGAGCCGGACACGUACUACUUUGUCAAGGUGAUGGCGUACAAUGCCGCUGGCGAAGGACCGGAAAGUGAACGCUACCUCGAGCGUACCUAUCGUAAGGCGCCACAGAAACCACCCUCAUCGGUACAGAUAUUCGGCAUUAAUCCGUCAACGAUCAAGGUGACCUGGCGCUAUAUCGCACCGUCACAGGAUGAGGAACCGGUGCAAGGUUAUAAGAUACGCAUCUGGGAGAUGGAUCAGGAUAUGUCUAGCGCGAACGAUACGGUCGUGCUGGUCGGCCGCAAGCUGGAGAAGUAUAUCGACAAUCUUACGCCUGGCAAAUCCUACAAUCUACGUGUUCUCGCAUACAGCAAUGGAGGAGAUGGUCGCAUGUCCAGCCCGCCGAUCCAAUUCAAGAUGGGCAUUACACAAACGCCUCUGAACAGUGCCACCAAUCUGUCCGUUUCGAUCGUUACGCUGAUCGCACUGUUGGGCGCAUUGUUGUGUCUCCCGUAGCCAUCCGGUGCGGGACUCAUUUCCAGCAUUCUCAGCCAUUCCACAGCAAAACCGCGCCGCAAACGAGGUGAAAACACUCCCCGUGACCUGACCGAUCCCGGCCGAUGUGUGGGAUGUGAUGUUUAGGGAGUAUUGAUCCACACGGUUGCCUUCAGGCCCUUCCUGCGAGUGAGCCUUGAUGUCUAGCUUUAGUGUAGAUUAUUUAGUUAUAUAGCCGGAGGAAGAAUUUCAUGCUAGAGAAAGGGGGUGAGGCAGGAAACAGACACGAAGAAGGGAAAAUAGAAUGGUAUUUUGAGUGUUCGGUAGGUAUAGUGAAGCAUAAGUAUUUACAACAAAAAUUAUCAACAUCCGUCCGUAGAUGAGUAAGAGAGAGAGAGAGAGAGAAAGAGAGAGUGUUGCAAGAGACGAUCCGUCCAUAGUGAAAGCGCAGCGAGGAUGACAAUGUUUACAAUUUACUAAUUUACAAACAGAAAACAAAAAACUCCUGAAAUAAACUAAUACGAGCGAUGGAAACGGUA
Messenger RNA from Anopheles funestus (African malaria mosquito), 4609 nucleotides. RefSeq names its product contactin (gene Cont). Gene Ontology annotation, molecular function: cell-cell adhesion mediator activity. The record is from RefSeq and is a predicted model, not a curated record. The transcript is spliced from 4 exons. Gene Ontology annotation, cellular component: plasma membrane; axon. NCBI's taxonomy places the organism in Eukaryota, Metazoa, Arthropoda, Insecta, Diptera, Culicidae. Bases 141 to 4091 code for a protein of 1316 amino acids. Gene Ontology annotation, biological process: homophilic cell-cell adhesion; dendrite self-avoidance; axon guidance.